ACACGACUAGCGUACGAAAAAGAUUUCUGGCUUACAGUAGUCCACCGAUUCCUAGCAGUUGUUUUUCGAAAACAUUUUCCAUCAACACUUUUCCAUGUCUACUACCUACCUACUCAGUAUCCUCUCCUAAAACAUAUUCAUGACAUCGUGAAUGAAAAUGUCUUCUGCUUGCACGCUUUGUACGCUUGCGCUGAAAGGAGACACAGCGGUAGCCGCCGGCUGGACCAUAGAGAUAUAGGGAAUGCAACAACACACGCUACAAGUUGCAGCCAGUGAUGAGCUUCCCAAUGUGCGGGUGUGCGCAAGUUUGAAAACUGCAACAAGUGUACUUUUGACAGUUAGUGAUGAAAGAUGGAAGUGCAAUUUGUUAAUGCAGGAGUGGUUCGCCUAUCGAUAGCGGCACUGUUCCUUACCGGAUUCCGUCGUGAUCCAUACCCUUGGAUACAGCACAAAAACCAAACCGGAACAGACGGCCAAGGAGUAGACAUCGAUUUUUACCCGGAUCUGUACCUAGCCCAAAUAUUGGGUCCAGUUUUAACUUCCUUACUGAUAACGUGCAACGUCAGUGUAAGCAAUGUACGUGAUCUCUACAGCAUAAUUCACCCACCAGUUUGCUUGUGCUACGCAUUGGGAUGCAUCCUGAAAUACUUUCGAGACACUCUCCCCGUGUGCAGUUUUGCGUUGGAAGCACUCCGGGAUAGCAAAGUAGCUCUCUACUUUUAUCAAAUCAUCAUCUACAGCUCCAGUAGCGAUCGAUACUCGUCCAUUAUUUAUGGCACUGUAGCGCAGAGCUUGGGCAAUGCGUUUCUGCAGUGGAUUAGCUUUGAAUCGAAACAGGUUUGGCCAAACACGCAAUACUUCAUGGAUCUGGCCAUUGCGAUGGUUCAUUAUUUUCUAUUUUGUCCACGUGAAUCGUGGAAGCAUUCCCUGGAAGAUUCGUUUGAAGAGAGCAAUCGAUAUGCGUUCCGUGAGUUUAUAGCUGCUGCAGUUUUCGGAGUCAUAUUGCUAUCGUCGGUCAGCAGUGCUGUUUUGCAAUGGUUAGUGAACGGCAACGAAAAGCCACUGAAGCCAUUUUUUCCACUCUUCGUGGCAUUCGAGAACAGGGAUUUCAUCUGGAAUACACUUUUCAAUGUGCUGACUCCAAUAUGCUUGCAGCACAGUGUGACUUGUUUCAGUGUUGGCAAGAAAUGGAUUGCUUGUUUUACAUUUAGCUGUAUCUCCCUGACGAUAUGUCUGUUGUAUGUCCAGACACACAGCAUGCUCUACCUUACGAUGGUGACCAUGUCGAUGAUGUCGUUUUCAUUUGGAAUGGCUCUGGCACACUUGGUUGAAAUCUGUUCUAAGGACAAAAUUGUGCUACUGCCGGCAGCCGUGCUUCUGACCGUUCACAUGGCCAUGUAUGGCUUUGGAGGGCUGCUCAAGUUGCUGCCAAAGGCCUGGACGUUGAAGAAUACCGUACUCACUGCGGUGUGGGUCAUAAAUGGAUCAUAUGCGAUAGCUUUGGUGAUUGCCAAUGGACUACUUGCGAUUAGUUCCUCCCGUAGAAGAAGGAGAAGAAUACGUAGAAUUAUCAGAACAAUUGACGUGUAGAAUAG
Messenger RNA from Ochlerotatus camptorhynchus, 1595 nucleotides. RefSeq lists its product as uncharacterized. The transcript has 2 exons. The record is from RefSeq and is a predicted model, not a curated record. NCBI's taxonomy places the organism in Eukaryota, Metazoa, Arthropoda, Insecta, Diptera, Culicidae. Bases 352 to 1590 code for a protein of 412 amino acids.